GCUAUGAGGGGACCCCUCACUCUGCCUUCCGCUUCAUUCGGAAGGACGGUGUCAAUGCAGACCGACCUCGCCAAAGCUACGAGUUCCGCUGCAUCCUCAUUGACCCCAACUGGACGACCUCCAACGCCAAGAUCAUGGGUCUCGCUGUUGAGCCGAGCGACGAGAAGGAGAUCGUAAACGCAGCGGCGGGUGAAAUCAUGGCCGGGAUCAUGGCCAGCCAUGAGGCCGUGAUGGAUGCCCUGGUGGACACGGAAGACUUCCAGGAACAGGUGGACAAGGCGGAGGCACUCUUCGACAGCUGA
Molecule: messenger RNA, 302 nt
Organism: Symbiodinium sp. CCMP2456
Lineage: Eukaryota; Dinophyceae; Suessiales; Symbiodiniaceae
Source: the annotation of a GenBank genome assembly